CCCCAAGCCGUUAACCAUCCCAUCUACGCUAUCCUUUUGUUAUCCCAACAACGCUCUCUUCAUCGAUUCCACCAUCGCUAUAUACCGAUAUUAUACCCUAAAAGCAUGACGCGCUAGCGUAAAUCACUGCUAGAGCUGUAUGCAGCCGCCACAAUGAGCACAGCUCCCGCGCUCCCGCCCGCCUCGACGACGGCAGGCGACUCCAGUCUUUCUCCCAAGCCGACCCUUUCGAGCAUGCAUAUCGAAAACAAUCUGCUUCCAGGACUCUGGCAGGAGGCCCUGUUUGCUCAACUACCAGACGAUGCCCCUCCCGAGGUCCGGGCCUACGUUCGCGACAUUGAAAACCCGCGGCGCGUCUACGCCAUCCACCGGGCCACGAGACGUCACGAUUUUCAGAAUUUGGUUGAUAGAUAUAUAUUCCAGCUUCGCACUGGCUGUGGGAGCCCGACAUGCCACGCCCCGACCUGUCUGACUUGCCGCAAGCGCCUCGCAGGCCACACACCCCUUCGAAGAUAUAAUUCGACUAGUGCUCGGAUAUUAGCCGUGUAUCUAGCGAGUAAAGAUAACCCCGAACGAGGGCUGUGCAAGCAGUCGAAACAAACCCCAGAUGGUGCCACCGCCGCCAACAACCUCAUCUUCUCGGCCAAAGCCCCCAACGACCAUUCGAGAAGUCGUCACAAGAGGCACCGCACCAACAACAGCGAGUCUUCUAAGCUGAGCGCACCGAAUCGAAGCAAUAUCACAGGACGCCUCUCUACGGAAGAUGCCGAAACACCGAUACGUACACGGGCAGCAACAGUGUCAAUGGUAGAGAAGCCAACCAGCCAUGACCACCGGUCCUUUGCCGCCGUAACAUUUGGUUCUGUGGCAUUCAAGAUGCUAGAAUGGUUGACACCGCAGUCUGUGAACACCCUUUCAAAUAAAAUUUCUCAAGUUGCCUCCCCUACGACGCAGGCUGCACCAGCCAUCGAAAGCCCGCGACCCAUAUCCUCCAAAUCAUCGAAACUCAGCACUCCAUCGCCAUAUACCCCACAAGCUACACCACCGUUAGAUAUUCCUAAACCAACAAUACCAGGAGAGGCCUCCAUGAAACACCAAAAUGGUACGCUGGACGAUAUACGAGUUAAGAAGUCUGCCGACGGGAAGAUUCACGCGUCUCCCAUCACGCGAUCCUCUAGGCGGGAAUCCAUGGAAUCAAAGCGAAAUUCUGCCGACAUUGAUGAGUUAGCUGUUCCUUUCAAAUCACCGACGAGCCUCCACGAUAAGCUCGGGCGAAAGACGCGACCGGAAACAUCGACUCUGACGAUAACUGAUAUCCCACAUGGUCCACCGUUCUUCGAAAACGUUUCCCCCCCGAUACGAAAGGCCGAACUACCCUUCCCAUUACCCGAAAAGCGACUCUCUGAUCAACCGCGUGAGCCCAAGGAAGUUGUUCCUACGUCAAAACCUCUAGCUUCGGCCAAGACUCUGGAGGAAGAGGUGUCCGUCGAUGAUUGCCCUCUGCCCCAGUCCUUGCGUGAGCUCAACGUGGAAAUCAUCAACUUUAUUUGCGAUGUAUACCGCGACGAUAGAACCAAUGAGCCCAUGUUUGAUAACGUUGAACAUUCGGAUGGCUUCCCAACUCCUGAGAACGCUCCAGCGCGACUCCGACGACGAGGAUCACCGAGUGCUGAAUCCGCGAAGCAGUGGAAGGCAUUCAAUGACCAAGUCUUGUUUGACUUGCUAAGUGCCCCAGAGUCGUUGGUGUCGUCUUUUACGAAGAACAGUCAGGUAUACGACUCACAAACCCUCUGGUAUUGCAUGGUCCGUCUCAACCGUGCAGCGCCAUCCAUCGUACUGCACAGCCUUUGGAUUGCAGCUAGCAGCUUGUUUGUCCCACCCACUUCACUAAAGAUGAACGCUUCGUCGACGAAAUCUCUCCGCCAAAAGCCACUGACACCACACCAGGCCGGAUGCAUCAUGGCGGCUGGUUUUCAUGCUCUAGUGUCGUUGGCGCCUGUCGUCUCUGGCUCUAGGGCGCUGUAUGAUAUGUCGCGGAUCCGAUCCAACGGACUUGCAUUCACAAAUACAACCCCGUUCUCGCGAUACUCGGCCAAUGUUACUCUACAGUACGACGACUGCUUUUCGAAUCCACUAGCUAUGCGGCUGGCCUGUCGAUUGUUCCGCGCCUUGACUGCCCAGCGUUAUUUCACCGAGCUCACCAGCCCAAACGGCAAAGCCAAGGAUGAGGAUGAUGUUUUGCAUCUCCUGCUGAACCAGCUGGAUCUGCUGAAUACAGGACCUGCUCGCAUUCUAGAGUUUGAUGAGGCCGAGAGGCUGCUGCACGAAACUAGAGUUCCAACCUUGUUGUUGGAUUGGGCCCGAGCGGUGCUCCUAGAGGAGUGGGAUGAGUGUCCUGUUUUCUGCAAUGAUGGUCCAUUCCACGGUGCACUAUCAUUUAUGGAUACUAUGUACCGCAAUCGAAACAUCCUGUUGCUUGGAGACAUCCAGUUCCGCGUCGACAGCUUCUCAGAUCGCCUUGAUACGACGCAGGUACCUGUAUCAUGGCUUUCAUUCCAAUCUACACACGACAAGCAUCACAUCCUGGACUACCCAUUUCUCUUCCGACCCGAAACCCUCGUCACAUUCUUCCGUGCCAUCAAUUUCUCGAGAAUGAGCCGAAACUACGAGGAAGCAACAUCACUUAAACGCCGCAUGGCUGCCAUUGUCGAACAGGGAAGCUUAAUUACACACCCACACCACAGAGUCAUCCUGCAAGAUAUGCUCAGAACCGCAUCGUCGUCUUACUUGGUUCUGGACAUCGGACGAUCCAAUGUUCUUCGCGACGCUUUCGACCAACUCUGGCGACGACAGACGCGUGAGCUGCUCCGUCCGCUCAAGGUGCACCUUGGUGAAGAUGGCGGAGAGGAAGGCUUUGACUCUGGUGGUGUACAACAAGAAUUCUUCCGCAUGGCUAUUGCUGAGUGCUUCGACCCCAGCUAUGGCGCAUUCACCGUUGACGACCGCACGAGAAUGGCCUGGUUUGUUCCUGGGUCUAUUGUUGAAGAAUGGAAGUUUGAACUUAUUGGGCUUCUCAUGUCGCUAGCGAUCUACAACGGCCUUACUCUACCAGUUACAUUCCCCAAGGCUCUCUAUCGAAAGCUUCUUGGCGAGCCUGUUCGCGAACUGUACCAUAUUGCGGAUGGGUGGCCAGAGCUUGCUGCCGGCUUGACGACUCUCCUGGAAUGGGACGAGAAGGAUGGGCUCGUUGAAGACAUCUUUGCACGCACCUAUGAAUUCUCUGUGCCCGGACUAGGUCAAAAUGUGACGUACGAAAUGACCAAGAAGGACUUUUCUUGGCCGCAAGGUAUCCAGCCAGCGCCCACAGCGAACGACGACGCACCGCUCGUGACCAACGAUAACCGUGACGACUACGUCAGCGACUAUAUCCGGUAUCUGACGGACGUGUCAACGCGCCCGCAGUUUGAGGCUUUCCAGAAGGGCUUCCGCACAUGCUUAGAGCCCAAGUCUCUAACGCUGCUGACACCGCCCAUCUUGCAGUCCAUUGUGGAAGGUAUCCAGGAGAUUGACAUUUCGGAGCUGCGCCGCCAGACUCGGUAUGUGGGCUGGGACUCAUCGCACCGUACUAUCCGCGACUUUUGGUCUAUUGUUAAGCGCUACGACGACCGCAUGAAGCGCAAGCUAUUAGAGUUUGUCACGGCGUCGGACCGUGUGCCCGUCGGCGGACUUCGCAAUCUGCAGUUUGUGGUGCAGAAGAAUGGAGAGGAGGAGGGCUCAUCGGGCCACUUACCAACAGCGUAUACAUGCUACGGCACGCUGCUGCUUCCCGAGUAUCCGGACAAGGAGGUCCUUCGGGAGAGAUUGUCCAUGGCGCUGGAGAAUGCUCAGGGAUUUGGGUUUGCAUAAUCAUGUUGCAGCGAGCGUUUGGUUUUGUAUUUUAGACAGCGAGUCUGUAAUUCUUUUUGUUUUUCUGGGAUAUAGAUCAUAAGCAUUAUAUAAUAUGGCAUGGAACCACCUCGCAGGUGGUUUCCCGAAUUUGAAUCAUACUACACAGCGAACUCUGCACGUCCGUAUAUCACUAUCAUCUUUUCUUGUUAUACACAUUCCUCAUCCAUAUCAUUAAUACCGAAACGGCCUUCUCUUUGCAAACCAAGCCGCCGGGUCAUCCAAGUCAUCGUCAGACUCUGCCAUAGCAUGAUGCUGGACCGUUGGAUCCAGCACAAUCUCGCUCUCCCACUCUUCGCGCGUCUCAUUGCGAUACACAUUCCGCUUCUUCUGCCACUCAUGCCCGACUCGCAGAUAAUUUGUCGGCGUCAGCCACUCCUCCGACGGAUAGCUCGGACUAACCACAUGCACGUAGAACGGCACCGGCGGCCGUCCCGUGUCGCUAUUGUACAGGUCCUCCAUGUACCACAUCCAGCUAUCCGUCAGCCAGUGGUCAUCAUUGGCCUUCUCCUCCACAUACUUAUGGUCAAGCUCGAGCGUUAGAUGCUUGAGCGACAUAAAGUUCUGCGCAAUGUAGUUGUACUUGAUUGGCGUGCCGUCCCUUGGAUCCUGGAAGAUCUCGGCGCAUUCGUGAACAUUGUCCACCACCAGCGUCUCUAUCGAGCUGCACCAGGCGGACUUAGAGAGCUGCGGUAGACAGUACGAUCGGCACCGGAUUGUGUCGAUGUUGAAUUGGAACCAGCUGGGCAGCGUUUCGAGACGCUGUAGUGGCGGGAAGAAGAAGUGCAGGAACUCGUAUGCCUCGCGGCAGGCGAGCAGCGAUGGCACGGCGAGAACGCGAUACUGUAAGGGGCUUUGGUCCUCGCGGAUGCGCAGGGCGUAGUUUGUGGCCUCGCGUUCCUCGAUUGUUAAAAAGGUGCCGAGGUUGGGAUAGGCGUCGUCGGGGAGGGGUUCGCGCGAGAGGCGGAUGGUGGCUGGGCGCGCGGUCAUGCACCAGAUGUAGCGGCGCAGGUCUACGGGGAGCUUUGUAAACAAUGGAAAUGUUUCCAUGGCGAGGAGUUGGUUGGUAGUCUGUAGUUGAUGCCGG
[Torrubiella] hemipterigena is the source of this 5032-nucleotide messenger RNA. The record is from the annotation of a GenBank genome assembly. Lineage: Eukaryota; Fungi; Ascomycota; Sordariomycetes; Hypocreales; Clavicipitaceae.